Elgaria multicarinata webbii is the source of this 3173-nucleotide messenger RNA. RefSeq names its product zinc finger protein 501-like. The record is from RefSeq and is a predicted model, not a curated record. Gene Ontology annotation, biological process: regulation of transcription by RNA polymerase II. Gene Ontology annotation, cellular component: nucleus. The transcript has 8 exons. Gene Ontology annotation, molecular function: RNA polymerase II cis-regulatory region sequence-specific DNA binding; DNA-binding transcription factor activity, RNA polymerase II-specific. NCBI's taxonomy places the organism in Eukaryota, Metazoa, Chordata, Lepidosauria, Squamata, Anguidae. Bases 196 to 3111 code for a protein of 971 amino acids.
UACCUCCAUGGUCUGCAGAGGGUGCAGGGUGCAAAUUGGUUUCCUCUCGAGUUUUCUAGUUAAAGAGCAGAAGCGUUGCAGGCAUUCCAGGUGCAACAUUUGGGGUCUGGUGACCUUUGAGGAGGUGGCCGUGCAUUUCUCGGAGGAGGAGUGGCUCUGCUGGAUCCUGGCCAAAGAUCUCUGCACAAGGAAGUCAUGGAGGAGAGUUAUGAGAAUGUAGCAUCUCUGGGAUUUCCCAAACCGGAGCUCGACUCCUGGAUCAAAGAAGGAGAGGAUCCAUCUGCCCGGGAUAUCAAAGAAGAAGAAGAGGGAUUGACAGGUAUCUGCUCAGGGUUUCCCAAACCUGAGCUCACCUCCUGGAUCGGAGACGGGGAGGGUCCGCCUGCCCAGGAUGUCAAAGAAGAAGAAGAAGAGGGGUUGGCAGGUAUCUUCUCAGGAUUUCCAAAACCUAAGCUCACCUCCUGGAUCGGAGACAGGGAGGGUCCGCCUGCCCAGGAUGUCAAAGAAGAAGAAGAAGAGGGAUUGACAAGUAUCUUCUCAGGUGAUGGGCAGGAUAGUUAUCAAUCUCAGGAGCCAUAUUGGAUCUCAUCAAGAACAGCCAAAUAUAAAAUAGAAGAAGACACCUUUGGGGACCAAGAGGAAUCAAGGAGAAUCCACACAGAAGAGAAACCAUUUAUGUGCAGGGAGUGCGGAAAGAGUUUCAGCAAUAGCACACACCUAACUCAACAUCAAAGAAUCCACACAGGGGAAAAACCAUAUAUGUGUUUGGAAUGUGGAAAGAGCUUCAAUACUACCACAAGCCUGACUUCACAUAAGAGAGUUCACACAGGAGAGAAGCCAUAUAAAUGCUUGGAGUGUGGAAAGAGCUUCAGUCAUAAAAUACACCUUACUUCACACAAGAGAAUUCACACAGGAGAAAAACCAUACAAAUGCUUGGAAUGUGGAAAGAGCUUCAGUCAGAAAACACACCUUACUUACCAUCAAAGAAUACAUACAGGGGAAAAGCCAUAUCAAUGCUUGGAGUGUGGGAAAGGCUUUAGUCAAAGCUCACACUUAACUGUGCAUCAUAGAAUCCAUACAGGAGAGAAACCUUUUAAAUGCUUGACAUGUGGAAAGAGCUUCAGUAAUAGCAGAUACCUUACUUGCCAUCAAAGAAUCCAUACAGGGGAGAAGCCAUAUAAAUGCUUUGAGUGCGGAAAGAGUUUCAGUCAGAGUACAAGCCUUACCACUCAUCAAAAAAUUCACAGAGGAGAAAAACCAUAUCCUUGCUUUGAGUGUGGAAAAAGCUUCAAUAGUAGAUCAAGCCUGACUUCUCAUCAGAGAAUCCACACAGGAGAGAAACCAUAUAAAUGCUUGGAGUGUGGAAAGAGCUUCAGUCAGAGUACAAGCCUUACUACUCAUCAAAAAAUUCACACAGGGGAGAAACCAUAUUCUUGCUUUGAGUGUGGAAAGAGCUUCAAGUGUAGUUCAAGCCUGAUUUCUCAUCAGAGAAUCCAUACAGGAGAAAAACCAUACAAAUGCUUGGAGUGUGGAAAGAGCUUUCGGUGGAAUGCACAUUUAAAAGCGCAUCAGAGAAUUCACACUGGGGAGAAACCAUAUCAAUGCCUAGAAUGUGGGAAAAGCUUUCGUUGGAACACCCAUUUUUUGUCUCAUCAAAGAACCCAUACAGGAGAGAAACCAUUUAUAUGCAGGGAGUGUGGAAAGAGCUUCAGCAAAAACACACACCUUUGUUUACAUCGGAGAAGUCACACAGGAGAGAAACCAUAUCCGUGUUUGGAAUGUGGAAAGAGCUUCAGUCAGAGUUCAACCCUCACUAAACAUCAGAGAAUCCACACUGGGAAGAAACCAUAUAAAUGUUUGGAGUGUGGUAAGAGCUUUAGUCAGGGCUCACAUCUUACUUCGCAUCAGCGAAUCCACACAAGAGAAAAGUCUUAUAAAUGUUUGGAGUGUGGGAAGAGCUUCCGUCAGAGAACACACCUUGUGUCUCAUCAAAGAACUCACAUAGAAGAGAAAACAUUUAAAUGCUUAGAAUGUGGAAAGAGCUUUUCUCAGAGCUCCAACCUCACUAAACAUCAAAUAAUUCACAAAGGGGGAAAACCAUACAAAUGCAUGGAGUGUGGCAAGAACUUCCGUCAGAACAAGCACCUUACUUCACAUCAAAGAAUUCAUACAGGGGAAAAACCAUAUGGAUGCUUGGAGUGUGGAAAGAGUUUCAGUCAGAACUCAAGCCUUACUUCACAUCAAAAAAUCCACACAGGUGAGAAACCAUAUAAAUGCUUGGAGUGUGGAAAGAACUUUAGUCAUAGUGCACACCUAACUCAACAUCAAAGAAUCCACACAGGGGAAAAACCAUAUAUGUGUUUGGAAUGUGGAAAGAGCUUCAAUACUACCACAAGCCUGACUUCACAUAAGAGAGUCCACACAGGGGAGAAGCCAUAUAAAUGUUUGGAGUGUGGAAAGAGCUUCAGUCAUAGCACAUACCUUACUUCACAUAAGAGAACUCACACAGGGGAAAAACCAUACAAAUGCUUGGAGUGUGGAAAAACUUUCAGUCAGAAACCACACCUUACUUACCAUCAAAGAACGCAUACAGGGACGAAACCAUAUAAAUGCUUGGAGUGUGGAAAGGCCUUCAGUCAGAACUCACACCUAACUUUACAUCAUAGAAUCCACACAGGAGAGAAACCUUAUACAUGCUUGAUUUGUGGAAAGAGCUUCAGUAACAGCACAUACCUUACUUGCCAUCAAAGAAUCCAUACGGGGGAGAAGCCAUAUAAAUGCUUUGAGUGUGGAAAGAGCUUUAGUCAGAGUACAAGCCUUUCUACACAUCAAAAAAUCCACAGAGGGGAGAAACCGUAUCCUUGCUUUGAGUGUGGAAAGAGCUUCACUUGUAGUUCAAGCCUGAUUGCUCAUCAGAGAAUCCACACUGGGGAGAAACCAUAUCAGUGCUUGGAAUGUGGAAAGAGCUUUCGGUGGAGCACACACUUUACAGCUCAUCAGAGAAUCCACACUGGGGAGAAACCGUAUCAGUGCUUGGAAUGUGGAAAGAGCUUUCGGUGGAGCACACACUUUGCAUCCCAUCAAAGAAUACACAUAAGGAAGGCACCAUAAAAUGACCAGGCCAUGAUAGAAGUAUACAUCAUUCUUUAGACCUUGCUUGACUUCUAAAGAGA